UGUCAACUUAUUAUUAUUGCUCCGGACGGUUACACGAAGUGCAGUCAUAUACAACCUCAUAAUAUAUCUACCCACUGCGGCAUUGCGGAAGAGAAGAGAGUAUGAGAGCUGGAGGUAAAAGCGAGGAUAAUUAACGGAGCACGGGAACAGUGGUGAAAAAGGUCGGUGGGCCAGAGUGGAAGAGAAAAAUAAAUAAAUAGGAUCAACGAAGGAGGAGGACGCUCAAGAGGCGACCGCCGACGACACACAGACGCCAUGAUGGACGGAAUCUGCGAGACCAACGACAUCAUCAACAACGGCCCGGCCAAGAAGAGUAUUUCUAAUGAAUCGUCGCUGGAGCACAACGAAAAGCCACUGCAGGUCGAUAUCUCGGAUGCCCUCAGUGAAAAGGACAAAGUUAAGUUUACGGUGCACACGAAAACGUCGUUACCUGCCUUCCAAAAGGCCGAGUUCUUCGUCGUCAGGCAGCACGAGGAGUUUGUCUGGCUGCACGACCGAUUCGAAGAGAACGAGGAGUACGCUGGUUAUAUUAUUCCACCCUGUCCUCCAAGGCCAGACUUUGAUGCUUCUAGAGAAAAAUUACAAAAGCUUGGAGAGGGUGAAGGUAGUAUGACGAGGGAAGAGUUCAUGAAGAUGAAACAGGAGUUGGAAGCAGAGUAUCUGGCAACUUUCAAAAAAACUGUUGCCAUGCAUGAAAUGUUCUUGACUCGCCUUGCACACCACCCAGUGUUCCAGAAUGACCACAACCUUAGAGUUUUUCUAGAGUAUGAUCAAGAUCUUUGUGUAAGAGGUAAAAACAAAAUGGAGAUGUUUGGUGGAUUGAUGAAAUCGUUUUCAAAGACCAAAGACGAGUAUUACCUGUCUGCAACUGUCAAAGACGUCAAUGACUUUUUUGAUCAAGAAAUAGCAUUCCUUACACAAUACCAUCAAAACUUGAAAGACGCCACGAGUCGCGCUGACCGCCAAACCGUAAAGCACAAAGACGUCGCCGAUUCGUACAUCAAAGUCUCAGCUAUACUUUUACAAUUAGCCACAACAGACACGGGAAAGCUUGAAAAAUUAUUAACGAAAAUUUCCGAGACAUUUGAAAAGAUCCGGAAAGUGGAAGGGCGUGUGGCGUCGGAUGAGGACCUGAAACUUUCCGAUACCUUACGCUAUUAUAUGAGAGACACAGCGGCUGGAAAGAGGUUAUUGAUUCGAAGGUUAAAAGCGUUGCAUACCUAUGAAACAGCAAACAGAGCUUUGGAAAAAGCACGUGCCAAAAAUAAGGAUGUACAUGCAGCACUGGAAGUAUCAGAGGCAGAGCAAGCACAAACCGAAGCGUGCACAAAAUUCGAACAGAUGUCGUUGAAAGGAAAAGAAGAACUUCUUGAUUUUAAAACAAGACGAGUGGCUGCUUUUAAAAAAAAUCUCAUCGACUUGACGGAAUUGGAAAUAAAACACGCAAAGGCUCACGCAGAAUUGAUAAAAAAGUGUUUAACGGCACUUAGAGAUGAGUGAUUCGGAAUAAAAUAACUUUUAAAAUUAUCAAGACUACUUGAAGACUAACUAAUGCAAAUAAUAAUGUAUUUAUAAAACUACA
Messenger RNA from Copidosoma floridanum, 1582 nucleotides. RefSeq names its product sorting nexin 6 (gene Snx6). Gene Ontology annotation, biological process: phagosome-lysosome fusion involved in apoptotic cell clearance. Gene Ontology annotation, molecular function: phosphatidylinositol binding. The record is from RefSeq and is a predicted model, not a curated record. Lineage: Eukaryota; Metazoa; Arthropoda; Insecta; Hymenoptera; Encyrtidae.